CUUAUAUGGUUUUGCUAGAAGUUUAAAUACCUUUGGGUUAAGUGUUUGAUGAUAGCCUUAUAUGAAGUAGCAUCAUUAUCUCUCUCCUUCACGCGGACGUCCACUUUUCUCCUACUCCACCCACCUUCACUUCCCCUCCGUCGAGUCAAUCUCCCUAUUCCAUGUCUUGAGUUUUCUUCCGUGGAUUUUAAGAAGACUCAAGGCUCGGACUUGUCCGAUUCUGGUGCAAAAACUUCACUGAUCUGGUAUUGUCCUGUUGUUUGUCAAUGGUGAGUUCGUGGGGUUUUUCUUCCUCAUUUUCUUAAUUUGUUAAAGUUAUCUGGGUUAAAAUCUGUUCGUUUCGACUCUGUUCUACAGUCCUUUUGGUUGCUGCUCUGGGGUGUUUAGUUGCUGAAGUUACUCAAUUCAACCCUUAAAAAUUCUGGUGAGCACCUUCUUUUCUUGAUCAUUACCUCCGUUUUUCAGCCUUAAGAGCCCAUGUAAAGGCUCAGUUUCUGCCUCUUAAAUCUGGUUAAAUUCUGGUGUGUUUUAGGUGCUAGUUGCUGUCAUUUUCUGGUGCAUUAAGCUGCCGAAAUUCUGGUUUGAAAACAGUCCGAUUCUGAUCUGAAUUGACAGCCUGACCUUGCAGUAGUAUUUUAACCAUAACUUUCUCUAUGGAUGUCAGAUUGCGGUGAUUAUUGAAGCUAUAAAAGCUAAGAUACAGAAUUACAAUUCUUCUAUUGAGCAUUCAACCCAGUUGGUUGUUAUCUAGGUGAAAGUUCAGUUGCAAAAUCCGGUUUCUGAGUUAGAUCAGAAUUUGCAGUUUUCUGGGCCAAGGUCACCUCUGAGUUUUAGGGGCUGUUUCCCCUUUAUUUAGCUCAAAAUUUUCUGCUGGUUUCCUUUUAACACUCGAUAUAUUUCUUCUCAAUCUUGGACAUGGUUUCGUGCAGCCUUGAGUCCUGGGCAUACUUUGAAAUUUUCCAUGUAAAGACUUGGUGAGUAGCAACUCUUACAAUCUUAGUUUUAGUAUAAAGAUUCUGGGAAUAUUAGUUUGUUGAAGUAUGUUUUUGGUUGGCGAAUCAAGGGCUAUCCGGUGGUUAGAAAUAAUUGUUCUUGCAUAGUUGUUGGUGGAUAUUCCUCCUGCACUCUACCGAGUUUGUUCCUUCCAUGUUGGUGGGGUAAAAUAAUUGUGGGGCUACCGAAAGGUGAAAAUAAGGAGCUGUUUGGUUUAAUGGUGGGGAAGGUCUCAGGGUUGAGUCUUUAAAGAUUAAAAUUCUGGUUUAUAG
This is a messenger RNA of Rubroshorea leprosula, 1265 nucleotides long. The record is from the annotation of a GenBank genome assembly. NCBI's taxonomy places the organism in Eukaryota, Viridiplantae, Streptophyta, Magnoliopsida, Malvales, Dipterocarpaceae.